Messenger RNA from Jatropha curcas, 2030 nucleotides. RefSeq lists its product as uncharacterized. Gene Ontology annotation, molecular function: protein binding. The record is from RefSeq and is a predicted model, not a curated record. Lineage: Eukaryota; Viridiplantae; Streptophyta; Magnoliopsida; Malpighiales; Euphorbiaceae.
CUUUCUGCGUAUAGAAACUCUCUCUCUUUGAUAAAACCCCAGCAAGUACCUCUGAAAUCCAAAUACUGACUAUGAAAAUCUCAAACCCUUCUAAGAGGAAUAUCAGGUACUUCUCAAACCCUAAUUACUUUUUAUUCUUUCAUUACAAACUAAAACAUUUUAAUCCUCCUAAAACCCUAAUUUGUGCUGCCUCAUUCGGGUGUCCAAUUUUGAGUUCAUAUUUCUUAAACCCCACUUCAUAUUCUUUAAUUUUCAUAACUGGGUUUUGUUCAUUUUCUGAAACUUACCAAUCUUCUCAUCCUCUUUACAUGUGUAAAUGUAAUGGUUAUAGAAGUUUAUCUUCAUUUUCCUCAAAUGGAUUGCCUUCCCUUAGUUCUCUGAUAUACCCACAUUCUCAAGCGUUACAAGUUUUAGGCUUUAGUAGAUGUAAUAUUAGAUAUAUCGGUUGUGCAAGUCAAAUUUUGAAUCUUGAUUUGAUGAAGUCUAUGGCUCAUGGUUGCUUUCGGCUUUAUUCAGUGUCAUCUACUGAUGCUUCUCGGUAUAAAAAAUUGGGUACUGGUGAGCUUAGACCAAAAGCGACUGCAAAACAAGUUUCAGAGAUUGUUAAUUGGCUAACAAAAGACAAGGAUGAUUGGGAAUCUAAGUUGAAAGUUCUCAAUGUAAGACUAUCUAUUGCCUCGGGUAUUCAUGUUUUUGAAGUUUUGAAUAAUAAGAAAAAGUCUGCAUUGCAGUUCUUUCAUUGGAUUAGAAUUUGGCAGCCAGAAUUGGGAAUGAACUCUGAUAUUUGUAGUUUGGUUGUUGAUAAUUGUGGGCGUUUAGGUCAUUACAAUGCUAUGCAAUGUCUUCUGAAUGAUUUUAAGCUGAACAGAUUGUCCCUAACUAAAAAGGCAUUUGAGUUCUUACCUGUUAUGGCUGCAAAUGAGGAGUUGCUAAGGAAAUCAACACAGAGUGUGAUUGAUAUGUUACAUGAAGUUGGGGGGACAUGUUAUGGUACUGGAGUUUACUCAUUGGUCGAACUUUUCUGUGUUUUGGGAUCCUUUGACAUGGCGAAGUUUGUGAUCGAGACAACUGAGAGGAAGUUGUCUUACUAUGGUGUUUUCAUUCGGGAAAUGUGUAGGAGAUGUGAUUUUGAAGGAGCAGGAAAUAUGAUGGAUGAGAUGAGGAUGGCAGGCUGUGAGCCAAAUGCCCAAAUUUACAAUUACAUAAUUAGUUGUUUGCUAAGGAAUGGUAAGAAAGAUGAUGCUUGCAAAUUGUUUCAGGAAAUGAAAGAGAAGAAUUGUCCUCCUGAUGCAUUAACAUUUGAAAUAUUUAUACAUGACUCUUGUAAAGAUCACAAGUUUGAUAUCGCUUUUGAAUUUUUUGAUGAAAUGGUGUCGAGGGGUCUUGAGCCUCGGCUUUCAACACAUGCUGUAUUUAUCAAGGGAUUCUUCAACUCACAGCAGUACGGGGAGGCAUACAAGUAUGUUGUGGGCUCAGAUGAUAAGUAUUCAGCCAGUAUGAAUUACACCUUGCUUGCAAGCCUUCAUCAGAAGAGGGGAAAUCUGGUUGCUGCUGAAAAUAUUCUUUCUGAAAUGAUUAAGAAGGGUCUUAGACCUCAUUUUAAAGUGUAUAUGAAAGUCUUAAAGAACCUCGGGAAGUCAGGCGACGAAAAAUUGGCUUUAGAUUUGCAACAGAAGUUUUUCCAGCUUGAACAUAGAGCUUAGUACAAGUAUCACAUGGGUUUUUUUUAUAUUUUUAAUUGUAGCAAUUAGUUUGCCCUGUGACUGACUAAGUUGUUUAAUUGUAAUUGACACAUGUAAAGGGUAGUCAAGGUUUAAAUUUUGAUUAGGAGUUUGUCUUAACCAGAUCUAUAAGCUAAGCUUUGUAGAAUAAUGGCAGUGAAUCAGCAUAGGCAUGGGCUAAAGUUGGGUGCCUAACAGAAAAGCACACUUGUAUCCUUUUUUUAUUUUUUUUAUUUUUUAUCUCUUUAUAUGAAUGAGAUGGCAAGAGCUCCUGUUGAGUGAGCAUUUCUGCAAACACUUCCCUCUUAA